CCAAAAAAAAAAAAAAAGAAAAGAAAAAAAGAGAGAAGUCGAAACAAACCAGCUCCUUUGCAAACCUGACUGAAGAAACAAAACCCACCUAGGGCUUAUCUUUCCUUUUGUCCUAGCUGUAUUUUUUUCUUCUUCGAUUCCAAAUCCUUGGUUUUUCUUUAAAGCCUUUCGGAUUCUCUCACUACAAUUUUGGAAUCCAGAUUUUAUUGCUGGGCAAGUUCGUGAUUGAGAUAUGAGAUCAUAUCAAACAAUUUUUUGCUUCUUAGAUGGUGGAUAGAGGAUCUCGAAGGAAUGUCUGACUUGUGUAUGUAUAAGGACUUUUGCAAUUCAAGUUCAAGCUAAGGACCAUGAAAUGGAUGUCGUAGUAUAAUAAGAUAUCACUGGUAUUUGCUGAUCUUGUGGUCGGUCAUAAGUUGGUGUAGCUGAUGUUGCCAUUGAGAUGAAGGCGACAUCACUAGUAACUGCUCAAGGAUAAUAUUUGGAAGGACUUCACUGAGAAUGAUGAUUAUAUAGUGCCUCAUCUUGGUGAUGAACUUUGGGAUCUACUUGAAGUACAGAGUGAUAGUCUCGGGAAUUCUAAUUGCAGAGUUGGCUUUAUAAACGAUGCUUACAGUGCAACUAAGUUCAGUUUUCUUGGUAAGGAGAAAGUAAAAACACAAACAUCAAUCAUGAAGAGUACGGUGCUGGAAAAAGAUUCAUGGUCUCAUAUGCCUGAUGGUGUCCCUUCUUCAUUAAAAAGUGACUCAUUCAAAGAUACGAAAAUGGAAUCUAGUAGUCUUACUAUGUCAAACAAUUGCUUUAAAACAGACGUGGGUACAGAUCUUGAUUACUGCACAGAUGAUCAUAUUGUAACUGACAAUAGUGCUGCAGACGAGAAUGACAUGUAUCAAUAUUCAGUCAGUCACAUUUCCCAAACAGAUAAUGAUAUUAGUUUUCUGGAUGAUGAUCGUGAAAACGAAGAAAAUAACGAUCUUCUGUAUUAUGGGUGGCAAGAUAUAGGAAGCUUUGAGGAUGUUGAUAGGAUGUUUAGAAAUUGUGAUUCAACAUUUGGGCUUGGGAAUCUAAGCAAUGAAGAUGAUCUACGUUGGUUUUCCCCAUCCCAUGGCUCGGAAAAACUUGAAGAUCCAUCAAAGUCAAACUUUAAAUUUUCAUGCUGUGAAGGAAGUACAAUAAAUGAUGCAUCUGAAUUUAAUGAAGAGUCUAAUCCCGUGAAUUCAGAGCCUUCAUCUGAUGGUUUGAACAGAAAUAACAUUUUAAAUGGUUGCAAGAUGAAUGAUGGGAUUACCGACAUUGGUGACUCUGCUGCUAUGAGUCACUUGUCAGCUGCUGACAUGGCAGAUAGAAAAGGCGAUUCUAGAGGUGACUUGAUACCUAAAAAACAGGAGUCAUCUUAUGCAUCUAAUCAACUACAUAGCUCUCAUUAUCCUUCCUUUGACGCUCCAACAAUUGCAGCAAAUGAAAAUAGAGAGAAACUGUACCACCAGGAUUUACCAGCCUCAUUCAAUAAGAAUUUCACUUUUAUGUCUGUGCCAAGUUCGGAAACAUUCAAUACUUCGUUUCCAGUUAGGAAGCAGGCUUCAAGGUCUGAAAGUGAAAUUGAUGAUGGUCACAGCGAAACUGGAGUAGUUAGCCGAGGAAGUAGAGCAGAAUUAGAUUCUUCAAAUGCUCAAGAUAAGUCUUGCAGGAGCACUAGGCUGGAUGGAAUCUCACUGGAAGCAACUAGUUUUCGCCAGCUUCAACAAGUAAUGGAGCAGUUGGAUAUCAGGACAAAACUAUGCAUAAGAGACAGCCUCUAUCGCCUGGCAAGAAGUGCAGAGCAGAGACAUAACUGUGCAAAUCUCAAUGAGAAUAUUGGUGAAGAUAAAUUUGUUAGAGUUGCUUCGUCAAUUGAUCAAGAUCCAAAUAGGAGUGGAGGUUUUCUGGAUUUGGAAACUGAUACCAAUCCUAUAGACCGGUCAGUGGCCCACUUGCUGUUUCACAGGCCUUCAGAUCCAUCAUUAAUGCCUGCUGGUGGUAACACCUUGCCACUGAAAUCUCACAAACUGGUGUCAGCCGAAAAACAAAAUUUCCAGGACGAAACCGGUGCAGCUGCAGCUUGUGCAGCAGAUCAAAAGCCACUGUCGAAUGGGAAAAAACUAUGAGCAGUAAGCUCUGUAAAAUAUUGUGUAAUAACACGCGUGAGGCCCGCCAUCGAUGCAUGGAGUGAUUCCAAUACUCCUUUAUAACCUACCUUAAGCUCUGUGAUAUGUGUUCCCAAUUCCUCCAUGCAUCCUUGUUGGUCCAGCUCCUUCAAAUCCUUACCUUGAAAAGCUAAGUAGGCUAUAAUUCUACUUGUCUUUGGCUAAUGUAUUAAGAGCCUGUUUUAAUAUGCUGAUUACAAAAUUGUCAUGUGCAUUAGUUAUUGCUUUGAUAGGCUAAUCACAAUUCACAGGUCUUGUUUAUACAGUCAGCUGGUGGAGGCUCCUCUCUUCUUGGUUAUAUUUGUUGUUUGCAAUUUUUUGUCCCUGUGGUACUUUUAGGAAAUGGUCUGGCCAUGAUUUUUUGGAAAUUUAAAUUAUUCCUGUUUGUAUGUUUUA
Molecule: messenger RNA, 2576 nt
Organism: Benincasa hispida (wax gourd)
Lineage: Eukaryota; Viridiplantae; Streptophyta; Magnoliopsida; Cucurbitales; Cucurbitaceae
Product: dentin sialophosphoprotein-like protein
Biological process (GO): circadian rhythm; regulation of DNA-templated transcription
Source: RefSeq, a predicted model, not a curated record